AAACUUGCAGUUAAUAUGAUUGAUAUAUUAUUAGGGCUGGAAGAUAUACAAAACCUUAUAAAAGCCGCUGAGAGUACAAAUUUUGAUUUAAUUUUUGUAGAAGAUUGUUUCAGAGCAACAUUAAUUUUUUCUCACAUAUUUAAAUCUCCAGUAAUAGAUAUAAGUUCGUUUGGAGGUACGUUUGAAACAUUUGAGUCAGUAGGUGCUGUGACACAUCCAUUUUUUUACCCUCUAGCUGUCAGACAACGAUACGAUAAUCUCUCGAUGUGGGAAAAAAUAUCAGAAUAUUACAUGCAAUACCAAUUACAACGGGCUUUUAAUGAACGAGAAAACAAUGAAAACGAAGUAUUUAAAAAAUAUUUUGGAAUAAAUGCUCCAACUUUAGAUGAGUUAAAGAAAAAUAUACAUAUGUUAUUCUUAAAUAUUCAUCGAAUUUGGGACUCAAAUCGGCCAGUUCCUUCUAAUGUUGUUUAUUUAGGUGGUCUUCAUAAGAAACCGAAACAAGACUUACCAGAGGAAUUAAAAUCGGCUCUAGACUCUUCAACGAAUAAUGUAAUCUAUGUGAGUUUUGGAACAAAUAUAAAUUCAGUAUUGUUAUCUCAAAAAAGACUAGAAACAUUUGUUGAAGUAUUUUCAAAGUUGCCUUAUGAUAUUUAUUGGAAGUGGAAUGAUAAUAAUCUUCCUGGAUUGACAAAAAAUAUAAAAAUAAAGAAAUGGUUUCCUCAGUCAGAUCUGCUUAGACACCCUAAAGUCAAACUAUUUAUAACCCAAGGAGGGUUGCAAUCUACAGACGAAGCUAUAGAAGCUGGUGUUCCUCUUGUUGGAAUACCAAUGAUUUGGGAUCAGUGGUACAAUGUCAACAAAUACGUACAAUUGAAAAUUGGAAUCAAGUUAGAUAUUAAUACUAUGACCGAAAGCAACUUGAAAGAGGCUAUAGAAAGUGUACUUAAUGAUGAAAGUUACAAAAAGAAUAUACUGAAGGUACGCUCGCUAAUGCGAGAUCAAUCAGAAUCACCCCUAGAGAGAGCCGUUUGGUGGACGGAAUAUGUUAUACGUAAUCGAGGGGCAGAACAUUUGCGUGCUCCUACUGCGAAUAUGAGCUGGGUGGAAUACUAUGAAGUUAAACUUAUAUUGACUAUCUUAUUAACAUUGAUUUUAAUAUUGGUGUCAUUAUCAUUCUUGCUAUAUUCUGCUGCUUUUGUGCGUUUUAAAUGUCAAUGCAAAUUUAUAUAUACCGACAAGAUUAAAAUGUUGUCAAAAAAUAUCAUCUGUGUUUUAAUUUUGUUUCAACUCUUAGUAAUAUCGAGAACGGCUAAAAUAUUAGCAGUAUUUCCAGUUCCUGUUUUAAGCCAUCAAUUGGUGUUUCGUGAGUUAACACAAGAACUGGCAAGACGUGGUCAUCAUGUUACUAUUGUGACUGGAAUACCUUUAUAUCCUAAAGGACAGGCGCCAGCUAAUUACACUGAAAUUGAUAUACGUCCAGUGACAGACAAUGUACGAGCCAAUCUUUUAAACGAAGACAUCAAAUCCUCGGAUGACAUAAUUGCUCAGUUUGAAGUAACAUUUAAGGCAGUUACUAAAAUAAUUGAAGGAUUACUAGAACUUAAAGAUGUUGAAAAUUUAAUUCAAGAUAAAAGUGCACAUUUUGAUGUUAUUUUUGUAGAAGACUGUGUGAAAGCAUCGUUGAUCUUUUCUCAUAUAUUUAAUGCACCAGUUAUCCAAAUAAGUUCUUUUGGAGGUACUUUUAAAACAUUUGAGGCAGUAGGUGCAUCGACACACCCAUUUUUAUACCCACUUGCAGUCAGACGUAAAUAUAACGAUCUCUCAAUUCAAGAAUACAUUUCAGAGUUUUAUCUGUUGUAUAAAAUUGCAAAACUCUUCAAUGAUGCUGAAACUUUAGAAACAGAGAUAGUGAGAAAACGAUUUGGAAAAAAUACGCCAAGCAUACAUGAUCUACAAAAAAAUAUACAUAUGCUGUUUUUGAACAUACAUCCUAUUUGGGACUCAAAUCGACCUGUCCCUCCUAAUGUUAUAUACUUAGGAGGUCUCCAUCAAAAAGUGCUCAAGGAGUUACCUGAGGAAUUAAAAUCAUCACUUGACUCUUCAAUCAAUGGUGUCAUUUAUGUCAGUUUUGGGACCAAUGUUGACACGGCGAUACUCCAUGCAGAAAAACUUCAAAUAUUUGCUGAUGUCUUUUCAAAGCUCCCUUAUGACAUAUUUUGGAAGUGGAAUGAUGAAAACCUGCCCAACUUGUCUCAAAAUAUUAAGGUUAUGAAAUGGUUUCCUCAAUCAGAUUUACUAAGGCAUCCAAAAGUGAAACUUUUUAUAACUCAAGCAGGCUUGCAAUCUACAGAUGAAGCUAUUGCUGGUGGCAUCCCAGUUAUUGGUGUACCAAUGAUGUGGGAUCAAUGGUUUAACGCAGAUAAAUAUGUACAGUUAAAAAUUGGUUUAAAUUUGGAUAUUAACACACUCACAGAAACCAAAUUGCGAGAUGCUAUAGAAAUUGUUCUUGACGAUAAAAGGUACAAAGAAAACAUACUGAAGUUACGCUCGGUAAUGCAAGAUCAAUCAGAAUCACCUCUAGAGAGAGCCGUUUGGUGGACGGAAUAUGUUAUACGUAAUCGAGGGGCAGAACACUUGCGUGCUCCUACUGCGAAUAUGAGCUGGGUGGAAUACUAUGAAGUUAAACUUAUAUUAGCCAUCUUAUUAGCGUUGAUUUUAAUAAUGGUUUUAUUAUCAUUACUUUCAUAUUUUGUAUUUAAGAGUUUUAUUAAGAAAGUUAAAUUGGACUGAUUGGUUUAGAACACAAUUAAAACUGUAAAUAAAAUUUAUACUUAGUGUAGGUCAUGAUAGUUAUAGUUGUAUUACUAUUUUUACCAAGAUAAUAAUAAAAUUGAAUUAAAUGAUGGUGAUCAAAAACUUCAUCUAUUGAUAUCGUAAUAGAGUUUAUCUUUCUCGGAUUUCAGUAAUGUACUAGUAGCAGCAGUAGAGAGACAAAGAGAUGAGUCGUCAUCAACCCAUAUUCGGCUCACUGCUGAACUCGAGUCUCCUCUCAGAAUGAGAGGGGU
This is a messenger RNA of Bicyclus anynana (squinting bush brown), 3068 nucleotides long. RefSeq names its product UDP-glucosyltransferase 2. The transcript is spliced from 9 exons. Bases 16 to 2793 code for a protein of 925 amino acids. Lineage: Eukaryota; Metazoa; Arthropoda; Insecta; Lepidoptera; Nymphalidae. Gene Ontology annotation, molecular function: UDP-glycosyltransferase activity. The record is from RefSeq and is a predicted model, not a curated record.